Molecule: messenger RNA, 987 nt
Organism: Astrephomene gubernaculifera
Lineage: Eukaryota; Viridiplantae; Chlorophyta; Chlorophyceae; Chlamydomonadales; Astrephomenaceae
Source: the annotation of a GenBank genome assembly
CCGUUUCUUCCGUAACGGCCCCAGUCUAUUGUAGGAGUGACUGGGGUUCUAGAACUGCGAAAUUAGGUCACCAUGGCGACGGUAGAGGAGCGCCAGAGCUUCCACGAAAAGGUCAAUGAGGUGUUUAAGAACUUGACGGGAGAGCCAGGAAAGCGCUGGGCUAGGCCUGAUGAGCCCAUUCUGCAUACGCUCAACGAUGAGAAGGAGGAGCCGCACAUUUUCUUCCACAACACCAACUACCGGACUUCUCGGAAGUAUAUUAACAUUGAGAAGGUCAAGAUCCUGAGGGAGCAGGCGCUGGAGUGCGUGCGUGCGGCUGGCACGGCGCGGUACCACAAGUGCCAGGAGGUCAUGAAGCGUCUGCAGGCGGCAGUGCGGGUGUCCUCGAACGUGGACCGCGGUCCGCUGGCACGCAAGCGUGACGUGGGCUUCAUCUACCACAACAACAGGCUCCGUGAGCUUCAGCAGCAGGCCGCUGAGCUGGAGAUUGAGAACCCCUUCCCGGCCCCCGCGAAGAAGACGACCGGGUUCUAAGCGGUUUUUGCUGGCCGCUUCUGGCGACCGCCGGAGUUGGGUUUGGGGACAAGCUUUGGUUGCCGUACUAGGGCGCGUGUUGCGGAUAUGCUGGAGCGUCCCUGGCGUCAGCGCAAGCAUGUGGUGUUGCUUUAGGAGGAGGCUAGGAUGGGAAGUGGGUUUCCUGCAGCGGACGUGCCAGUUGUAUGGGUAUGUGCACCAGCUACACUUGCUGACCUGCUGACCCCACGGCCUCAUAUCCGUUUGUGUGAUGACGCAUCAGCCACGAUGCGCGUGUGUAACUUUAAUGUGUCGAGCUCUUAUGGAGGAUCAGCUGUGUUACAAUGGUUCAUGGGAAUGAUAAGGGUUAACGGCGGGGUACCAAGGUAGCGUGUCCACAUUACACUGUAACCUGCUUUGGCCUCCGUCUGCAGACGCUAUCGUGCUCAUGUAACCAUGCUCAACUGCCACUCA